AUGGAUGCGAUGAGGAAACAGCUGGAUGUGCUCAUGGGUGCCAACCGGAACGGCGACGUCAGAGAGGUGAAUCGGAAGUACUACGAUCGUGAUGUUUGCCGGAUGUACUUGGUCGGCCUAUGUCCCCACGAGCUCUUCCAGCUGACGAAAAUGGAUAUGGGUCCUUGCCCAAAAGUUCACUCGUUGCAGCUGCGGAAAGAAUAUGAAGAAGCGAGGGCAAAAGGUGUUGAUAGUUAUGACAGAGAGUUGGAGGAUGUAAUAGAUAGACUUAUCGUUGAGUGUGACAAGAAGAUUGGUAGAGCUCUCAAACGUCUUGACGAUGAUGAUGCAAAGGCUGCCAUUGCAAUAUCAGUUACUGAGGUUACUCAGACUGAAGAGUUGAAUGAGUUGUCUAAGCAGAUUAAGGAAAAACUGAAAGAUGUUGAUAAAUAUGAUCUUGAAGGUAAGACAGAUUUCAAAAUCCAAACUCUAGAAGAAGUUGAAAAACUCAGAACUGAAAGAGCCGAGAAGCAGUCUGCACUUCUUCUGGAAGCUUUUAAUAAAGAUAGGGCAUCAUUACCCCAGCCCCUGCCUAAUCUUCCACCACCUCCUCCAUUGCCUGCUCCAGCUCCAGAUGCACGUACUCAAGAAAUGAUAAACGAGAAGCUUAAGAAAGCCGAGGAUCUUGGUGAGCAAGGAAUGGUAGAUGAGGCCCAGAAAGCAUUGGAAGAGGCUGAAGCACUGAAGAAGCUGCCUGCCAGGCAGGAGCCUGCAGUAGACAGCACCAAGUAUACUGCUGCAGAUGUGCGCAUUACUGAUCAGAAGCUGCGUGUUUGUGACAUCUGCGGAGCAUUUUUGAGCGUUUAUGAUAGUGACCGACGCUUAGCUGAUCAUUUUGGAGGCAAGCUACAUCUUGGCUAUAUGCAAAUCCGUGAAAAAAUUGCUGAGCUUCAGGAAGAACGAACCAAAGUCCGGAAAGUUGAGCAUCCGGAGGAACAAAGAUCGAAAGAUCGAAGUAAGGAGCCUGAUAGAGAACCGAGUAGGGAUCGGGACAACAGGGCGAAUAGCCGCGAUAGGGGUGGCAGGGACUAUGACCGUAGUAGGAGCAGCAGGGAUCGUGACAGGUACCACGAUCGAGAUCAUCAUGGCUACGACCGUGAUCGGGAACGUGACAGGGAUUCGGAUCACUCGCGCGGUUAUGACAGAAGUCGCAGAAGGUCCCGCUCUCGUUCCAAGGAACGAAGCUCUAGGGAUUAUGACCGCCACAGGCGCCAUGAUCGGUACUAG
Linum trigynum is the source of this 1266-nucleotide messenger RNA. The record is from the annotation of a GenBank genome assembly. Lineage: Eukaryota; Viridiplantae; Streptophyta; Magnoliopsida; Malpighiales; Linaceae.